AUGAUAUUUGUUAUCUCAUUUCUAGUUCAUUUACUUAAAGUGAGAGCUUUUAAGAUGAAAGAAAUGGAUUCCUUUCAUUAGUUUUCAUCAGAGAAAAUUGAUCUAACUUAAAUUGGAGAAUCGAAUGAAAUCUCAUAUGGGUAUGGAAUAUGGUCUAAAUAUAAUCCUCUGAGUAAUAUUUCUUAAGUUGGAUCUAUUGGUUUAUUAGAUAGUGAUUGUUUUCACCUUCACAAUGUAGUGGAUUAAGAAACUGAGAGCUUGAACUUAAUUUAUUACGAUUGCUUGGAUUAUCAAUCUUAGAAAAUAUAUAAGACUUUAUAAUUUAUAGACAAUGAAGGAUAAAACCAUUAUUUUGAAUUAAAUAUAGAUAAUUUUGAGUAUGAAAAUUUUUGGUUUUACUUUUAAAUAUAAUAAUGGCCGAGAAUAAAUAGAUUUGAGUUAAUGAUGAUAUAAUUAGAUAAAACCACCUUGAAACAAAGUUUAAAUAUAAAAUAUCCAUUUAAUAAUAUUAAGAUCAUUUUGAAUUUUGGUGGGGGAUUGAAAGUACAAUAAUCGUUGAUUUCAUCAAUAAAAUAAGGAAACUUAUAUUCAUACUUUCCAGGUAAAAUGAUAUUGAAAUAAUUUGGAACUUCAUAAUUGUCACCCGAUUUAGAUUUUGAAUUAAUUGCACUUGAAGCGUUUGAGCCUUACAGAUAUUGUAUAUGUUAAAAUUCUGAGAUUUUUGAAAUACCUAAUGUUGAUUUGAAAUAAUUGGAUAAACUAAUCUUUGUUUCAGAUAAUCUUAAUUGUGAUAGCUUUACUUUUUCUGGAUGGUUCAAGAUUACUGAGGUAGUAUCAUCAUCAGAUGAAUUAAUUUAUCAAUUAAUCAAGUUAACUUCUAAUUAUGAAGGCUACUUAUCCAAUCCUCAUUUAUCCCCUUUUUAAUUAUAUUUUAAACUUUCUCCUCUUGAAAACCAAAUAAUCAUAACUUCUUACAGCUAUAUUUUUCCAUAAUUAAAUGAAAAUUUAGAAGAGCACCUGAUUAUAAUCACAUAAAAGUUUGAUAUUCAGAAUUUAGUAAGUAUUUGGCAUUAUGUAAAUGUAUAACUUAUAAGGACAAACUUUGAAGUGUAGAUAAAGUCUUACUAGAGUGAUCAAGUAAUUUAAUUCUCAGCUUAAAUUGAUGUGAAGCAAUUUAACAGUGUAAAAUUCAAAUUAUAAAAUGGAAAUAUUCAGUAAAAUCAACAUGAUUAUUUAAAUGUUUAAUCCAGAAAUUUGGUCUUUUAUAAUUGUGAGUAAAAAGUUGAUUAAAAUUAAUGCCAUUACACUUGUUUAACUUGUGAUGGACCAACAUAAUUUGAUUGCAUUUCUUGCUCAAUAGAAUCGUAAAGAAUCUAUCUAAAAGAUUUUAAAGUUUGCAUUUGUCCACAUAACACUAUUGAUGAAAAAAUCUGCAAAACUUAUCAAAAUAUUGAAUUAGUUUUAAUUAAUAACGAAAAUGAAAUUAAAAAAAAUUGUUAAUAUGGAUAUUUUGAAUUUUAAGGUGAUUGUUUGAAAUGGUAAAUUGAUUUAAUAUUAUUAUAGUCCUUCAAUUUUAAGAAAUAAUCUAAUCUCAUGUUUAGAAUGUUUAUAAAACCCCUAAAAUUGGAGCAAAAAUUCACAUUGCCUUGUUGAAAUAUACCUAAAUGAUGAAGGAGACACAUAAUAAAUUAUCCAAGAUUUUGAAUAGCAAUAUAGGUAUGACGGAGAGAAUUUGAUUUAAUGUUAGUUUUGCAGCUAAUAAUACUCUUUUGUUUUGAAUGAACAUUAUUUGGAAGUAAUUGAAGAUGCUGCAACUACAAAAUAUCUGUGCAGAGAUUAUUCAUUUAAAUGCUUAUAUUGUUAUUUUUCAUUAGGAGGAAUGAUUUGUUAGGAAUGUGAAUACGGUUAUACUUUGAUUGAUUAGAAAUGUACAAAAAGUACUUUAGAAGAUACUUUUUGCAUUUUAGGAAAUUACAUGACAUCAAGAAGAUAAUGUCAAAAAUGUGAAAUAGAAAAAUGUAAAUAAUGUUUUGAAUAUCAGAAUGAUUUGACUAAAUGCACUUUGUACAAAAAUUUUGAGCCUUUCAAUUCUGAUGAAGAAAUAAAGGUAGGUUGUGCUCUUUGCGAAGACAAUUUUACCUUUGAUUUCAAUUUAGGAUUAUGUUUAUAGAAGUAACCCUCAAAUAAAUUGUGUCUGAGAUCCUUUUUUGAUUUUACUGGAAAUGAAAUUUGCACUUUGGCUGGUAGUGAUGACUUUAAUAUUGCUCCUCAAAUUAGCAAUUGUGAAUAAUACUUACCUCAUUGUUUAUAAUGCUUAAGAUUUCCUUAAUUUAUUAUCAAAUGCAUUAUUUGUUAAAUUGGUUACACUGCCUCUGUCAUUAAUGGAGGUUGUUAUUUAAGUAAAGAAAAUGAUACUUUUGCCAAAAUUAUGAUUGAAGGGGAUUUUCGAUUAAAAGAUGGAUGGAUUCAAACACUGCAAGCUUUUAUGAUGAAAUUUUUACCAAAUUCUUAUUAUUAUCCUCAUUCUGAUGAAUCUGAAUUUACUGUAGAAUUCCAAAUUGACUGCAUUGAUGGAUUUUCAUUAAGUCAAUUAAACUGGUGCCUAAAAUCUUGCUCUUCUGAAUGCCUCAAAUGUGAAGAACUUCCUCCUGAUGAAUUUUUUUGUAAAAAGUGUCCUCUAAAUUAAUACUUUUAGCCAACAAGAAACCAGGAUCAAGGAAAGUGUUUUGAAUGUACACAAUUAUGUGAAGUAUGCCAAACACGUUCAGCUGACGAAAUUUAUGUAAUUAGUAAUAUAAUCUUAUCUAGAGUUUACAACCUACUUUUAUUAUUAAAGAUGAUAACUUAGUUUUUACAAAAAAAUGUUUAAAGACUAUUAAAGAUCAUAAAAUUUAUCUUGAUCCAUAUGAUUAAAUAGCUAAGCAUUGUCUAAAUGAUAAUAAUUGUAUGCCUAAGUUGUUAUAUAUAUCUAACUAUGAUUAUUGUGAAGAGAUGAUUUAAUGGGAAAAAAAUAUUAACCUUAACUAUUGCAAUCAAAUGGGAAUAGAUACAAUAAUUAUUAGAUUCAAUUUUCGCGUCAAUUUUGUAGCAUCUUGUUUUAUUGAGGAAUUUUUAGUUUUUAACGAAUUAAAAUCAAAAAUAUUUUCUUUAAGAAAUCUUUAUUUUUAAUUCUAUUCUGAAUAAAUGAUGUUUUUUAGAACUAAUAAUCCAAUUAGAUUAAAUAAUUUUGAUAGAUUUGAAAUUAAUAAUAUUACUUUAUAAGAAAGUUACAUUUCUAACUUUAUUAUGAAAAACAAUAAAAAUGCUGUUGAUUUAAAUUUAUUCAAUUUUUCAAUUAUUGAAUGCUAAUUUAACAAUAAUUAAUCGAUAUUUUCUACUGAUUUAUUUGGAAAUAUUUAACUUUAACAAGUUGCCAUAAUUAAUUCUACUAUUCAAAAUUCAUCAUUUCUAAAUUUGGAAGAUUUCCAAAUUAAUGGUAAUAUUUCAAUCGAAUAACUAUUAAUACGCAAUUGCACCAUAAGAUAAUCAAAUUUAUUUAAAAUCCUCCUAAAACAAGGGAAUAUAUUUAUUGCGAAUCUCUAUUUGGAAGAUUCAAAUUUAUUCGAUUCUACCAUUUUUUCUUUUAGAUCAAACAUUACAAGUAAUAUAAGUGUUAAAUUUAUAAAUUUUCAGAUUAACAGAAAUAAAUUUUAUUAAUCAAAGUUUUUGAAUAGCUAAUCCUCCUUAAAUUACAAUUUAAUUGGCUUCCAAUUUUAUGAGAACUUUUUUUUAAAUUCUAGUGCUUUCGAUUUGAAUUACAAUUUCGGUUUUUUUAAUUUUGUAAUAUUAAAAAAUGAGUUUAUAAACUCAUCAUUAAUUUCUACUUCAGAAGCCUUAGUUGUAUAUCAAAUAUCACAGCAACUUAGCCUCUUUUAAGCUAAAUUAAAUACAUUUACCAAUUCGAAUUUAUGGAGAAUUUAAUCGAGUUUGGAAACUAGUAAUUUGAUAUUAAGUUUAGAUCAUAUUUUUUUUGAAGAUUUGAAUAGUUCAGAUUAAUCAUAUUUGUUCAAAUUAAAAUGUUUUCAUCUUUUAAUCAAAGAUGUUUAAAUUUAAAAUUUAAUCAAUCUAUUUAUCAUUUACAUCUAUUAAAGUAAUUUAAUUAAAAUUCAGAAUAUUACAUAUGAAAAUUUCUAAAAUUCAAUAAAAAUUCCAUUAAUUUAAAAUUGCUAGCUAAUAACAUAGCAAUAAACUAAACUUUUAAAAAUUACAGGUUUUUUUUCAAUUUAAAUCAUUGGAGUCAGAAUUUAGAAUAUAUAUAACCUUGAUGAAUCAAUGAUAGAUAUAAAUUUCAAUAAUGAAGAAUUAAUUACUGGAUAGAUAUUUGUAUAAAUACAAGAUGUAUCAUUUAUAAGGAAUCUUGUGGUAUUAUUAAAUAAUAUAGAAUACACAUCACUCUUAAAAAUAAACUCUGAUGAAAAAAUAAUUAUUACGAUAACAAAUAUUCAAUAUUUAGAAAGCAUAUUCCAUUCUUUCAUUGGUAAUUCUUUUAAUUCUUAUGCUAGUUUGAUAUUUAUGAAUUGUAGAACUUGUAUAGUUGAAAUUUAUAAUUAUGUCUCCAGAUCUAAUGUAUUUACUAAUUCAUCCAACUCAUUUGUAUAUAUAAAUUCGAAGAUCAUAUAUUUCGACAAUUUUUAUGUAGAAAAUCAUAAUUAUUUAACAUAAAACUUAUGGGAAAGAUAUUUUGACUUGCAAUUAGAUGAAAAUUAUAAUUAGGAUGAAAUAAAUUAAAUAAUUUAAUAAACUUUAUUUAUAAAAACUAUUGGAGGGGCAGCUUAAUUAAAGACCUCUAAUUUUACAUGUUUUAAUUGCAACUUUAAAUUUUUAUUAACAUAAAAAAGUUCAGUUUUUGAAAUAAUUACAGAGUAAGAUGGUAUUAUCGAACUUCUUGAAUUAUAAAUAUCCAAAGCUUUGAAUGACUUGCAGUAACUUACUAACAAUACAGGUUGUAUAAGCAUUUAUUCUUAAAAUAGUUUUUUAAAUCUAAAAAUAAAGAAUUCUUAUUUCUCACAAAUCCUAAGCAGAAUGGCUCCCUCAUUUUUAACUAUCAUUCCUUCAAAUAUUCAAAAUUCGAUAAUAAUUUAAAAUAUCACAAUGAUGAAUUGUUUAUCUUUAAUGAAUUCAAUUUUGAAAGCUUCAUUUUCUUAAAAGACAGCAUAAUAUAAUUAAAUAAUCUUCACUAAUAUAACAAUAAUCUAAGAUGAAAAGGAUUGGAUUAGUUAUUUUUCUUAAGUUGAAGCAUUAACUAUUGAUGAAAUAGAAGAAAUUAUAAAUGAAGAGAAUGCUUUGAUAUUUUUUGAAAGCUGUUCAGUAAAAAUUAAAGGGCUAAAUAUCUAAGGGUUGUAUUUAUUCCCAAUAUUAAAAAUCUCAAAUAUUCUAAACUUUAAAUUAUAAAAUUGUUUAAUACAAUAAAUUCAACUAUUUCAUUCAUUUUGUAUUUUCAAUGUUCAAUCAACAUUUUAAACAAAUAAUGUUUUCCUCAUAUAAGAAUUAAGUAUAAAAGAUGUUAGUAUUUACUAAGCUCUUUAGGAAUAGAAUAUAAUUUCAAAAAUACUUGAUGUAAGAAAAAAUUGUUAAUAAAUCACAAUAUCAAUAAAUGAAAGAUAUUAUGUAUUUUUUAAAGUACAAAAUUCUUUUUUAAAUAAGACUAAAAACUAUUCUUCAUUAAUUAGCAUUCAGAGUUAAUUAGCAAAUAAUAUCUAUAUAUUUAAUCUAAUUAAGAUACUUAGAAAUAAUUGUACUUUUUGUACUAAUGGUUUGAUUUAUGUUAAUAUCUAAAAGAUUUAAAAGCUCAAAAUUUAUGAUUUAAAUUGUUUCUCUAACACAAUACUAAAUUACGGUUGCAUAAAUGUAAUUCAAUCAUCAUCAUCAAGCAAGAUUUAAGUAAUUAAUUCUAAUUUUAUAAAUAACAGCGGUAACAAAGGUGUUGCAAUUUCUUCUCAAGGAGCUAGUAUUUUUUUAUAUUCUUGCUUAAUUAUUAAUAAUACUGCUAGUGAACAAGGUGGAGGUUUAUAUUUUGAUUUGAAAAAUAAUAGCUUUAUCAUUAAAUCAUAAUUUAUAAUAAAUAAUAAUGCAUUGAUAGGAGGAGGAAUAUAUUUGAAUUAAAACUUAAACUUGAAAAGUGAUAAUUUUGUUGAGUCUAUCUUAAUGUUGAAUUAAGCAAGAAAUUUUGGAAGUAAUCUUGUAGAAAGUCCAACAACUUUAGCCUUAAGUAUCAACUAUCACGAAAUGAUGUCUACCAAAAGUAUUUUGAAUGAACCCUAAAUUAGUGUUCUAAAAUUAAAACCCUACACAACAAUAGAGCAAGAAUAAAGAGUAAGAAGUGUGUAUCUAAAAAUACCCAGUAAUUAAAUUAUUCAAGAUUUUACUAUUUUCAUUCCUAAGCAAUCCUCAUCAUUCAAAUUAUUCAAUGAUCUCAGUUUAUAUUUUAAGAAUAGUUAUAACGAACAGCUUUUUAAUCAAGUUAAUUCAACUUGUGAUGUAAUCUAACAAAUUAUAAUGAAGAAUGAAAUAUUAAAUACUCAAAAAAUUGGUGAAUUAACAUACAAUACAAGCUUGAAUAAUUUCGAUUUAAAAUUGUUAAAGUUUCAUUUUAAUCCAAAUAUAAUAAACUAAAGUCAUUUAUAAAUAAUAAUUACUUGCCAUAUUUAAGGUCAUUCUACAUAAUUAUAGUACAUUAUCUAAGCAACCAGUUAUAAAUGUUAAUUGGGAGAAUUUUAUGUUGAUGAUGGUUGCCAACUAUGCUAAUCUAGCUAAGGCUUUUAUUCAGUUACUUACAAUAAUACAAAAUGUUCAAUAUUUGAUAAGUAAAAAUUCUUAGCAAUAACAUCUAACUAAUUAAAUUUAAAAGAGGGAUAUUGGAGACCUCAUUAUUUAUCUGACUAUACAACUUAAUGUUUUAAAAAUUUGUUAAAUUGUAAAGGUGGUUGGACAGUUGGUGACCAACUUUGCCUUAGAGGACAUUUGGGAGCUAUGUGUGAAGAGUGUGAUAUAUAUGAUGUGAGAGGAUAAGGAAAAUACUUAAAAGGCUCAGAAAAUUCUAUAUGUUGGCCAUGUUUUGGGAACUCUGAUAGUUUAGCUCCAUUUAUAUUAAACUCACUUUGGUAUUAAUAGUUUAAAUUUUAGGGCUAUCUUAUCAGUCUUUUUGACUUUAGAUGGUAUCAAUAAAUCAAAUGAUUUAUUUGUUUUAUUAAGGAUAAAAGAAAGAUAAAGUCAAAUCGUUUUCAAGUUAACAUAAGGUAUGCUGCUUUAUUUAAAUUAGAUUUUUAAAGCAUUUUUAUUAAAAUGAUGCUAAAUUACUUUUGGAUAUUUUCCUUAAUUUUUACUUUUAAUAUUAGUUUUUCUUUCUCUUUUAACUUUAUAGAUAGAGCAAGCAAUACUUCUUAAUCUAUGGCAAAUAAUUUAGAUUGUUAUUUAUCAGACUUAUCAGUCACUCAUCUACUAUAUUUGAAGAUCUUUGUAAUCCUUGUUUUAAUAUUUUGGCAAUUUUUAAUUAUUCUUAUUUUGUUUAUCAUUUAUUGCUACUUUUAUAAAGUCCAUUUUUAAAUGAGAAUUGUUUCCAACAUUUUACUCUGUCUGUACAUUAUAAAUUAUUCAGGCUUAAUUAAAUUGUAAUUUUUCAUUAUUAAUAAAUCUUAGAUUAGGCUCUAUUAUUUCUCUAAGAGAAAUAGCGAAUUAAUAUUAUAUCUAAGGAAAUGUUUCAUUAAUAUAUAACACAGAAAGUCAUUUUUGGUGGAUGGUUUAUGUUAUAGUGCCGUUAUUGGUGAUUUUAGGUGGACUUAUUCCUUUAUCCUUAUUCCUGUUGAUAGUAUUGAAGAUUGAAAAAAUGGAUUAAAGCAAACUUAGAGGUCAUAUUCGUUAUUUAUUUAAUGAAUAUGAAAAAUAAUGCUAUUAUUGGGAAGAAAUUAAAUUGUUAAAAAAAGCUAUUUUGAUAUUAAUUUUGACUUAUUUUGAGACAAACAUUUUUUUAAAGGCAUCUUUCUUAGGACUUUGUUUAUUGUGUUACGAAUUGCUAACGGUAAAAAAAAAACCUUUUAUAAUAUCCAAAUUAAAUCAUUUAGAUUUGUAAAGUGGGUAAAUUUGCUCUAUUGCUAUAUUUUUGGCCACCUUUAAAUAUGUUAGUGAGGAGUAGAAUAAUUACAUGAGUUCUAUCAUCCUCCAAUAUAUAUUGAUCUUUCUUUUUUUGAUACUCUCUUAUCCAUUUUUUGAUUUCCUUUUAAGAUUUUACCAUAAAAAAUAUAGAAUCCCUUUUUUCACUUCUCUUGCAACCCUUAUGAAAAAAUUAAGGAUGAAAACAUCUUUAAGGACAGUUUCUGAGUUGCUGAAAUAAGAAGAAGCUAAAAAAGCUAAAUUAAAAUUUUUGACAUAAAAAUUAAAAAAAUAUUUAAUCAAUGUAUCUAAAGCUUAAAUUUACAAUAGACCGUAAAUAAUUUAUUAAAAUUAUAGAUCUAUAAACAAAAAAAAUUGUAAGUUAAGCCAAUAGAAUCUGAUUACUGAACAAAUAGAAUAAUCAUUAAACAUGUUUACUUAAAAUAGAAGAGGUUUUUGA
Molecule: messenger RNA, 8584 nt
Organism: Paramecium primaurelia
Lineage: Eukaryota; Ciliophora; Oligohymenophorea; Peniculida; Parameciidae
Source: the annotation of a GenBank genome assembly